Toxotes jaculatrix (banded archerfish) is the source of this 4944-nucleotide messenger RNA. It is a transcript of the gene iffo1a, whose product is annotated as intermediate filament family orphan 1a. The coding region runs from base 372 to 2345 and encodes 657 amino acids. The transcript has 10 exons. The record is from RefSeq and is a predicted model, not a curated record. Lineage: Eukaryota; Metazoa; Chordata; Actinopteri; Toxotidae.
AUACACAGAGCAAUGGUUAUUUUCACAUAUCAUACAGGUGCACCUCUACUAUGUUUAUUACGGUAGGAGAAGCGGCCCGAGGCUCCUCUUUCAGAGUCAGUACGGUAAACAACAGCCGCAGUCAUUCACUUGUGUUUAUCCCUUAGCUCUGCUGCGCCUCUGCUCGACACUGCUCAGACUGAUUUCACCUCAUUAACUGGUGCCAAACUUGGUGUUUACUCCUCCGACUGCCAGCCCACAGCUCCUCUGCGUAAAGGUGAAAUCUGGAGGAGGACUCAAAAGGAGGCUGCAGGGCCUGAUUCUGGUUCGGGACAGCAAUCAGAUUUUAUACGGAAUUACUUGCCGAGCUGAAUCUAUAGAAGUCUGGGUUCAUGCCGGAUUUCGAGCACUUCAGAUUUUCCUACUCGAGUAUGAAUCCGGUCCUGGGGGAGAGUGGCUUUUUGGCACCGCAGCAGCACCACCACCAGAUGACAGGCCAGACCGACUCCGCCGUCCCGGAGCCUGGUUACUUCCUUGGGGACCACACCGGGUUUGGGCCUGAUGGUUUUUCUGGGCUGGACCUAGGCGCCCUGCCACCUUCAGGGCUCGCCUACCUGCACCUGAGCAGCCCUCUGCACCGCGUGCCCCCGGCGGCCACUGCGCUGCGCAACGACCUGGGAUCCAACAUCAGUGUGCUGAAGACCCUGAAUCUGCGCUUCCGCUGCUUUCUGGCCAAAGUGCAUGAGCUGGAACGCAGGAACAAGGUGCUGGAGAAGCAGCUGCAGCAAGCUCUGGAGAAUAACAGCGGAGGUGAUGGACACCAGAAACCACUAACCAAAGAGAUGGGGGUCCAGACUGGAUUUAUUGGGCCCAUCCCAGCCAGACCAGGCUUCAUCCCGCUCCACAAUGCCAACAACUCAGCCUACCUGCCCGGUGGCCUCCUCUCUCCAACUCUGAACCCUCCUCCUCUCUUUGACAACAAAUACCUGCUGGGAAACAAUCUCAACCCGAUCACAGUCUCCACAGAUUCAAACUCCAACCUCACCACGUCUGGAUUCUCAGUCAGCCCGGCUCUGAGUCCCAUCGACCCGUCCAAAGCCAUCACCAACAUCAACGAGAAAUACGCUGCUCACACCGGGACAAACACCAACAGCGCCCCCCCUCCUCCACCACGUUUCCUCCCCGGAACAAUCUGGUCCUUCAACCACACCCGCCGGUUUGGCACCGGGAGGGAGCCGUGCGUCACCGGGCCAGGGGUCUCCUGGACUCACCCGGACGGCGUCGGGGUCCAGAUCGACACCAUUACACCAGAGAUCCGGGCCCUGUACAACGUGCUGGCCAAGGUGAAGAGAGAAAGAGACGAGUACAAGCGAAGAUGGGAGGAGGAGUACACAGCCAGAGUGGACCUGCAGGAGAAGGUGGCAGAACUGGAGGAGGACCUGCAGGAGAGUGAGGUGUGUCAGGAUGAGUUGGCUCUUCGGGUGAAGCAGCUGAAGGCUGAGCUCGUUCUCUUUAAAGGACUCGUCAGCAACAACCUGUCAGAUCUGGACAGUAAGAUCCAGGAAAAGGCCAUGAAGGUGGACAUGGAUAUCUGCCGCCGCAUCGACAUCACCGCCCGCCUCUGUGACGUCGCCCAGCAGAGGAACUGCGAGGACAUGAUUCACAUCUUCCAGCAGGUGGCCACGCCCCCCUCCACCCUGAACCGCCGGGCCAGGAAACAGAGUGGCCAGUCGGCCAAGGGCGGUGAUGGAGAUGAACUGAGCAUGUCAGAGAGCGAGGGAGGCGGGGGUAGAGACGAGGACCUGUGCAGCACAUCGGCCAAUCAGAUCAACGAGCAGAUGCAGAAGAUGCUGAAUCAGCUAAGAGAGUGUGAGUUUGAGGAUGACUGUGACAGUCUGGCCUGGGAGGAAACUGAAGAAACUCUUUUACUGUGGGAAGAUUUUUCUGGCUACACACUGGGAGCUGAAACACAGGGAGAGCUGCAGCAGCAGGAGGAGUCCAUCGAGAAAGUGAUUAAAGACACGGAGUCUCUGUUCAAAUCCAGAGAGAAGGAAUACCAGGACACCAUCGACCAGAUAGAGCUGGAACUGGCCACAGCGAAGAGCGACAUGAACCGUCACCUGCACGAGUACAUGGAGAUGUGUUCGAUGAAAAGAGGGCUGGACGUCCAGAUGGAGACCUGCAGGAGACUCAUCACACAGAGCGGAGACAGGAAGUCCACCUCUCUCAUCACACUGACGGUGGACGACACCGACAGCGAGGAGAAGGAGAGGAAGAAGCCGGCUCUACCUGCCGACUCUGAGAGCAGCGAUUCUUACUGCGACGUCAACGCCGCCAUCCCUCCUCUGACCUGGAGGAAACCCUAACUCCCGCUGCUGGUACUCUGAGAUAAUGUCACACUCAUGCUCUUCUCUUCCUCUAGUGCCGUCUGUCUAUUCACCUGAAGCAGAAAUUAGUUUAAGAUCAGCAGAUUUAAAAGUGUCGGCAGGAAACUUUCACCUUCGUCUUUACACAAACACAGAUUUGCUUACAUGACUUAUAAAAAACAAAGAGACAUUCACUGAUUUUACUUCUAUUUUCCUGUGUAAUAAGACGAACAGCAUGUUUUUUUAGUUUGCACACUGAUCUUGCUGUUUAGUGCAGGAGCCAAUUAUUUGCACAAUUUCUGCAAUAAUUCCUUUCAACUGAGAGGAAGCAAUGCACAAAGAAAUAGUCUGCACAUUUUUCAUUAUCAAUGUUUAGAGCUAUUAUAUAAACUUUUUGUUAACUUAUUUCCCCCUAUUAUAAUUAAAUCUUUGGUUUUAUUCUGUAUUUCUGUCUUACUUGAACUCCUGUGUAGAGGUACAGUAGAAGCUCUACCCCUGUUGCCUGAGCCUAUACUACAGUAACUACAAGAUGAAAAGAAAUCUCCACUUAUCAAAGCCCAGCUUGCCUUAAACAGAUCAGAUAUCAGAUAGUUGAGAAAUAUGACACCUUCUCUGACCAAAAGGUUAAAUGUAUGUUUAGCAUGUUUCUUAUUUGGAUAAAUGUCCUGAAAAAAAUAAUUUUCACAGUAAACAAAAGAAACUGCAUUAUAACAUCAUUCAUUCACCAAAAUUAAGUGAAAAACUCCACCUCUGAUUGUUUAAUCUGAAUUUAGUAGGGAUUAUUUUGGUGUCCAUCCAAACAUUUGCACUAUGGAAAUCUGGACUGUUAAUAUCUUUUAGUUAACACAGGCUGAGUUCGACCCAACACUGAGACUGUCCACAGAUAAUUUAACAUCCUGUGACAGAGAGAAGAGUUGGCGGGACAAUGUUUCCUCAGAUCUGUACCACAAACUGUUGGCUUGUAAAUACAGUCUGUAAAAGUAAAGGCUAUCUUUUUUUUUUAGCUUUUUCUUAGUAAAAAUUAGUCAGGAAAAAUUUUAGUUUUGAUGAAUUUUUCCUGUCAAUUUAUAGAGAAGGUGUCACAUUUUUAGAUACAGCGUCAAUAAAAGCCAACGUCCAUGUUAAGAGCAAUCAGUUUAUCAAUCAACUACCCAUAACCCUCAAAGUCCCAUGCAACCCUACGCAGUUAUUGUGUCAAAGAAAAAAAACACAGUACAUGUGACAGAUUUGUUGGAAGGAUUUGUCUGUGAUUUUGAGAAAUUUACAAACAUUUUCUUUCUUUAACAAAAUCGAAAACUUAUUUUAAGGAAACUUUGUCCUCAAAUGUACAGUUUGUAAAGGCUAAAUACUGUAUGUAAUGUACAUAAUAAGGCUGUACAUAGAGCUGAACCAAUAAUGCUGUAAGCUUCAUGUUCUUAUGAUGUAAAUUUAGCUGAGGGUUUGUGCAAUUUAAGAUUUUAUUUACACCAUUAUUUUGGUUUUAGCUUUGCUAUUGACUGAAUUAUUAGCAGUAUCAUAGCAGCAGAGCUGGCAUUAGUGACGCUUUUCUUUAUUCAAUUGUUUCAGAUCCAACACACCUCCAGAAAUGAUUCGAGCUAAAGGGAGUUUAUGUUUUCAUUUUCUGAUUGAGGACUUGUACACGUUGUUGGUGAGGGAACGAAGCCUUUUUGCAGGUGUGUUUGAGCAGAAACAUACAAAAAGCCGAAAAACAAUCAUUUUAAACAUCUGUGCCAGUUUUUCCGCCUCUGUUUCUGUUUUACAGUUCACCUCUUCAAACACUGUCACAUCACUGAUCAAAUGAAUGUCUGCUUAUUCAGUAACCUGCCAUGUUCACCACAGAAAACACAGAUCCAUUAAAGGAACACUUUCAGUUUUAGUCCUCAGGUUUUCUUCUCUUAACAUAUUCAAUCAAGACGACCGAAAAAAUUUAAUAAAUAAAACUUAAAAUGCUUGUUUCCAUGUACUAUUAUGUUACAGAUGGUUACCAGUGAAGAAACCCAAGGACUAAAAUUCAAAAUGUUGUUCCUUUAAUGUCAAAGAGAAUCAGAGCAACAGCAAGUCUGCAAUAUACUUUAAAACAAAACAGGCAAACGUCACUCACCUCAUGAAACUGUACAGAUGCUGCUUUAGCUGAACUGCCAGGAUCUGUGUAGCUGCAGGAUGUAAAUAGCAUCUAUGGAAAGAGCAGAAAACAAAGUGUGAAAGAGUUAAAGACCUCCUGAAACAGAAAUUAGAGCUCAUGAACAGAUGAGAGUGUGUCUCAGAUGAACAGGAUAAGAUACGCAAGCUGCACAACAGGAGCAAAAUAAACCAGCUGAUGCUCAUUAGCCUGAAACUGUGAGACGAGUUCAGUCUCUGCCAGCGUGUCCUUGAGCAUGGCACGAAACCUGGUUGUCUCUGUACCAACUAAAUGCAUGAAUGAGACACAGGACUGAUGAGAAACGCUGAGUCCGGGCUCUGUGGGAGUGAUUUAAUGAGCCUGAGUCAGACUCUCCAUGUCUCCACAAGGAAAACAAGACAUUUCAGUUUUCAAGGGGUCUUUAACUGUCAGACUGUGCAGAGCUGUGUGUCUGAUCAGUUUACUGAGUCAACAGUUCCA